Eruca vesicaria subsp. sativa (arugula) is the source of this 1095-nucleotide messenger RNA. The record is from the annotation of a GenBank genome assembly. Lineage: Eukaryota; Viridiplantae; Streptophyta; Magnoliopsida; Brassicales; Brassicaceae.
GUCCAAAGAACAAAAAACCAAAAAAAGGAAAAAAAGAUAGAAAUAAACGAAUCAAAAGGAGCAAAAACAUUGAGAGUCUCUUCGGACAUCAGACUCAAAUUAGGGCAUCAAGCCUUGUCGGAAGAAGCAGCCAUGGGGAGAAGAAAAGUAGAGAUCAAACUAAUCGAGAACAAAAGCAGUAGACAAGUCACUUUCUCUAAACGACGCACUGGUCUCAUCGAGAAAGCUCGACAGCUUUCAGUUCUCUGUGAAUCAUCCGUGGCUGUUCUCGUCGUCUCCGCCUCUGGAAAACUCUACAACUCCUCUUCCGGUGACAACAUGACCGACAUCAUCGAUCGUUAUGAAAUACGACAUGCUGAUGAACUUAGAACCUUGGAUCUUGCGGAAAAAACACGGAAUUAUCUUCCACACAAGGAGUUACUCGAAUCAGUCAAAAGCAAUCUUGAAGAACCAAAUGUCGAUAAUGUAAGUGUAGAUUCUCUAGUUUCUCUGGAGGAACAGCUCGAGACUGCUCUGUCUGUGACUAGAGCUAGGAAGACAGAACUAACGAUGGAGUUUGUGAAGAUGCUUCAAGAAAAGGAGGACUUGCUGCGAGAAGAGAAUGUGGUUUUGGCUAGCCAGAUUGGGAAGACAAACGGAGGGAGAGAGAACAGUUCUUCGGCAAAUAGCUCCGGUAACAAUCCACCGGAAACUCUCCCGCUGCUCAAGUAACUACCAUGUUCCAACGGCUAGAGUAAACUCAAAGCCUAAUUUAAUGUUAAAAAAGCAGAUGUGUAAAUUAUAAAAAGCUGCUGCAUAAUUAGUCACAAAAAUCCUUUUAAUCUUGUUCAACUUUACGGGAAAAACGGAGCUAUAUUCCCUCUUGCUGAAAAAGAAUUCUAAAACUAAGAUAAAUAUGGAACUUUGUUGUACCUUCGGACAAGAUCAGAGGUUGUGUUUUCGUCUUACAGUACCGGUUUGGAUUUACGGUCUUUGCUUUUCUUCAGCGUGAAGAACCCUAGAGUACUCGAGCUUACUUAAUCUUUUUGUUUUCACUUAUUUAACUGCUAGUUGUUUGAUUACUUGUCUUGAGUUACGUGGCAAAGUGAAAACGAA